Molecule: messenger RNA, 252 nt
Organism: Didymodactylos carnosus
Lineage: Eukaryota; Metazoa; Rotifera; Eurotatoria; Philodinida; Philodinidae
Source: the annotation of a GenBank genome assembly
AUGUCAUUCAAGGAUCUUGGUUAUGGUUAUGCCAAAGAUAGUUGGAAUGUCGUUUAUGCUGGAAAAAAAGUUGAGGAUGCAUCGACCAUAUCAUUCCAAGUACUGCAAGACGGUUAUGCAAAAGAUUCAUGGACCGUUUAUUACAUGGGACAAAAACUGAAUGAUGCAUCGGCAAUGAGUUUUAAGUCGUUGGGAAAUGGAUACGGGAAAGAUGCUUGGCACGUCUUCUACUGGGGACAACAAGCCAGCUGA